Molecule: messenger RNA, 894 nt
Organism: Arctia plantaginis
Lineage: Eukaryota; Metazoa; Arthropoda; Insecta; Lepidoptera; Erebidae
Source: the annotation of a GenBank genome assembly
AUGCUGUGUUGUGUAGUGGUAGUGACGCGGGGACGCACAUUGCCGCAGAGAAGGUCGCCCAAUCGACCUGCAGCUGGCGUGGCCACGCACAUACCCACAGGUGCUACUUGUACACGCUGCUGUGUUGUGUACUCGCGCGGGUCGCUCGUCGGCUCCUCCCCCUCCAGUGGGAGCUCAGCGUCUGCCGGACCUGCACACCCCUCCGCCACAUUUGGCUUUGAGUCGCGUUGGCAGCGUGGGGAGCGGGGAGAGAGGGGCGGGCAGCUCGCGGAGCCCCAGCAGCAGCCCCGGGGCCAGCCCGCGCCGCCCCCACGACUACCUGUACCGGCGCCACCAGCCCCACCACGACUACAGACUGGAGGCGCAGUUCGCGCCGAGCUCGGGCCCCGCCAGCCGCGGGCACAGCCCCAACACGUACGCGUGAGGCUCGGCCCCCCUCCCCCUACCCCCCAGGUGGUGAGUAGUGCCAAGUUUGUUAUUUUCAUCUCAUUUACACUUGCGCUAGCAAUAGGAUGUCAGGAUUUAGCGUCUUCCCCCUACUACCAUCAAUACAAAGGGUUAAAUAAAGAUUUGGACAUACUUUAUGGUCGUAUAGAGGACCCCAUAAAAGGCAACGACGACUUUGCUAUUAUGGCGUUUACACCACGAUCUGGUUUAUAUCCACAACGUAAAUACAUCCAAGUUGAACGAGAUGAAGACGCUGAGGGUGAGAUUUGCUGCGUCAACCUUUUGGUGAAUUGUGCAUCGCCGACAAAACGACAAUGGUACGGUUCACUUAAAGAGGAACCCUUGAUUACAUUAGAAAGAUCAUAUAAUGUCCAAGAUUAUCAUUUAUGCCUGUUGAUCCAGAGGCACAUAGAAGACAGAUGGAAGGCUGCAGUGCUGAACGAUUGA